CAAAAAAAAAAAAAAAAAAAAAAUUCUUGGCACAAAAUGAGGCGUGGAGUGCCUAUAAAAAGAGUGAGUGACACUGACUUUACAGCAUCUCAACAUCCACUGCGGAUGCUACACGAUUUUAGAGGACACGAGCUUUAUCCUGACCACAGAGAUGAAUUGGAUCCUAGGCCUCCUGUCUGUUGUUCUUUGCCUUUGCUUGCCAUGCCAAGUCAACUCUGAGCCUCGUUUGAGCAGGAGUCUGAUUGAAAAGGCUGUGCUUGAGGCAAAGACCAGCGUGGACGCAACGUAUGGCUACUCCAGAAGAGUGAGCCUGGAUCGCGUGAGGAGAAAUGCAGCACUUCCUGACAUCAUCCGGCUUAUGAAGCAGCCUGUCGGACAGACCCGCAGUGCUGUUCGAGCUGCUGACUACAUGAAUUAUGCUGUGAACUGGCUCACCGACAACCUGGAAAGACGCCAUAAACGAUCCAUCAAUGCCACUGAUCUGAUUUCCGAAGAGGAUCUGCAUGUCCUUGCGUCUCUGACAGGCUGCACCGCUCGUGAACGCCCCCCUCCAUGCAGAACGACUCCCAGCUUGAACCAGUUUCGCCCAGCAACCAGCUCUUGCAACAACAGGGAAAACCCUCGCUAUGGAGCUUCCAACAUACCUCUAGUCCGCUGGCUUCCACCUGAGUAUGAAGAUGGAGCCACUCUGCCCAGGGGCUGGACUCCCGAUCUGAAAAUCAACAAUCAACUGCUCCCCUUGGUUAGAGAAGUUUCCAACCACAUCCUGGCAACUGCUAACGCUGACGUGUUGAAUGACACACUUUACACCCACCUUGUGACCAUCUUCGCCCAGUGGACUGAUCACGACCUGACCCUCACCCCAUUGUCUCCUUCCAUUCGUUCAUUCAGUAACGGAAUAGAUUGCGACGAGACCUGCGAGCGAACAGAGCCCUGCUUCCCCAUCAACAUUCCCGACAACGAUCCACGCUUUGGCUCAAAUUCACAUGAGUGCCUGCCCUUCUUCCGCUCAGCGCCAGCCUGCGGUUCCGGCAACACUGGAUUCGUGUUCGGUGCCAGAACCAUCCGUCAGCAGAUUAACGCGCUCACAGCCUUCCUCGAUGCAGGUCAGGUUUACGGUUCAGAGGACAGCAAGGCCCGCAACCUCCGAGAUCUCACUAACGACCUGGGUCUGUUGAGGGUCAACACUAGAUUUAAUGACAACGGCCGUGAGCUUCUGCCCUUCUCCGGCAUGAACGCCAGCAUGUGCGCGACUCGAAGAAGAAUUACCAACGACAACAGUGCCGAGGAGGUGCCAUGCUUCGUUGCAGGUGACGAACGCGUCGACGAGAACAUCGCCCUGACCUCUCUGCACACACUCAUGGUGCGUGAGCACAACCGCCUUGCCCGAGAACUGGCCAAACUCAAUCCACACUGGAGGGGAGAGAGAAUCUACCAGGAGGCGCGCAAGAUCGUGGGCGCAUAUUUCCAGGUAAUCACCUUCAGGGACUUUUUGGGUCACAUCGUUGGCCCAGACUUGAUUUCCAAGCAGCUGUCCACGUACCCCGGCUAUGAUGAGACCGUGGAUCCCAGCAUUUCGAACGUCUUCGCCACGGCUGCCUUCCGAUUCGCUCACACAAUGGUUCACCCUACCAUGUUCCGUCUUGAUGAGAACUACAAGAACCAUCCUGACUAUCCCAGCCCACUGCUCCACCAGUCCUUCUUUGCACCAUGGAGGGUCGUCUUUGAGGGUGGUUUGGACCCACUCCUGAGAGGGCUGGUUGGUAGCCAGGCCAAGCUGAACACUCAGCAUGGAGUGAUGACCGAUGAACUGAGGGACAGACUUUUCAAAUUCUCAAUGGACCUGGCGCUGGAUCUGGGUGCCCUGAACAUGCAGAGAGGCAGAGACCAUGGAAUCCCCGGCUACAACAAAUGGCGUAAGUUCUGUGGCCUCUCACAGCCACGCAACAUGAAAGAGCUGAGUCACGUGCUGAAAAACUCAAAGCUGGCUAAGAACCUGCUGGACCUCUAUGGCACUCCUGACAACAUUGACGUGUGGCUGGGAGGUGUGGCUGAGCCAUUUGUGCCUGGAGGAAGAGUGGGACCCCUGUUUGGCUGCCUCAUUGCCACUCAGUUCCAAAAGAUCCGUGAGGGAGACCGUCUUUGGUGGGAGAACGAGGGUGUCUUCACUGCCGAUCAGAGAGCCUCCCUGAGAGAGACAUCCCUGGCCCGAUUUAUCUGCGACAACACUGGCAUCACCGAGGUCCCCGAAAAACCCUUCCUGUUCAGGCCUCGAGGGGACGGCUACACCCAAUGUGACGACAUCCCUGCCUUUGACCUUAGUCCAUGGAGGGAGGAUUUGUCAUCUCAGGAAUCAUCAGGAUCUCAGGAGACAUCAGAUCAAGGUCCUCGCGGACCCCCAGGACCACAAGGGCCCAGAGGACCCCCAGGACCCCAGGGACCUCCUGGCAGCGGACCUAACGUGGCAUUCUCUGUACGACUGGGCAACAACUUCCCCAAACCUGGCUCUCCCAUCACCUUCCACGAUGUCAUCUACAACGGACAGAACAGCUAUGACACCAAGACAGGGAUCUUUACUUGCGAGCAGCCAGGUGUUUACGAGUUUGAGUUCCACUGUACGAUCAACCACCUCGCUGCCAGUGUGGAUCUGCUGCGUAAUGGAAAGCUGAUCCUGCACUCUUAUACCACACAGCAAAGCGGGUACAUCACAGCCAGUGGAAGCACAUUCAUUAAGCUUCAGGAAGGAGACCAGGUCUGGCUUGUGGCUAACCAUGGUGGCAACGGUCUGACCAGAGAUAGUUUCUUCUCAGGGCACCUGUUGUUCACUGAGUAGGAGAGUUCAUGACACACAACACUGUCAAAAAAAAAAAAAGUUUUGAUCACUAGUUUGAUUGAAUGCACAUGGGGUGUAAUAAAUCUUUAUUAUUUUUUUAUCCACAAAAAAUUUUUAUCCACAAAAAGUAGCACUCCUUUUUCAGAUUUUUUUGUCUCUGUAAUAAUUCUUUGUUUGUCAGUUAAUUGGAUUAAAAGCCCAGAAAUAUAAUACCACCUUGCUUAUGUGAGUCUUGCUGACAGAGCAUGUUUAAAAAGCCAUUGCUAUGAUACCUGCACUGUUAAUGUCAAAUGUACUGAAGGGCUUAUUCUACAUUUAAUUUUAUUUCAAUAUCUUUUUGUAUUCUGUUUUUUUUCUUCCUGGUAACUCUUUUGAUCUUUCAGAAUUGUGACAAGUGAUUGUUUUGCCUCUUUGGGUCACACUGGUUUGCUGUGUGAGAUUCUGAGCCACUUUAAUUUUAAUAAAUGAAAAUUGCACUGUC
This is a messenger RNA of Mugil cephalus (flathead mullet), 3314 nucleotides long. RefSeq names its product eosinophil peroxidase-like. The transcript has 17 exons. The coding region runs from base 152 to 2833 and encodes 893 amino acids. Gene Ontology annotation, molecular function: heme binding; peroxidase activity; protein binding. NCBI's taxonomy places the organism in Eukaryota, Metazoa, Chordata, Actinopteri, Mugiliformes, Mugilidae. The record is from RefSeq and is a predicted model, not a curated record. Gene Ontology annotation, biological process: response to oxidative stress.